CCUUCUCUGUCCCUCCAUCACCAAAUCCACCACACAACCAAUACACACACUACCCUAGAUACCCAUUUGAUUCUCUUGCAGAGGAUCUGGUAUCUAGUUUUUACUACACAACUUUUACACACGCGGCGGCAUCCAGAGGAUCCUCCGCUUUAACCCCGCCACGAGCAACACUUCGACUACGGUCCCGCACCAGUAGUCGCUCCUCCCAGUCGCAAUCAUGGCUGACAAAGGUCUUGAGGACGUGCCCGAGGGUCAGAUCGAGUCCAACUACGAUGAGAUCACCGACUCGUUCGACAACAUGAACCUGAAGGCUGAGCUCCUCCGUGGAGUCUACGCCUACGGUUUCGAGCGCCCCUCUGCUAUCCAGCAGCGCGCCAUCAUGCCCGUCAUCAAGGGCAACGAUGUUAUCGCCCAGGCCCAGUCCGGUACCGGUAAGACGGCUACCUUCUCCAUCUCUACUCUCCAGAAGAUCGACUCCAACGUCAAGGCCUGCCAGGCGCUGAUCCUCGCCCCCACCCGUGAGCUCGCUCAGCAGAUUCAGAAGGUCGUUGUCGCCAUCGGUGACUUCAUGGACGUCCAGUGCCACGCCUGCAUUGGCGGUACCAGCGUCCGUGACGACAUGAAGGCCCUCCAGGACGGCCCCCAGGUCGUUGUUGGCACUCCCGGCCGUGUCCACGACAUGAUCCAGCGUCGUGUCCUAAAGACCGACCACAUGAAGAUGUUCGUCCUCGACGAGGCCGAUGAGAUGUUGUCUCGCGGUUUCACCGAGCAGAUCUACGACAUCUUCCAGCUGCUCCCUCAGUCCACCCAGGUCGUUCUCCUCUCCGCCACCAUGCCCCAGGACGUUCUCGAGGUCACCACCAAGUUCAUGCGCGACCCCGUCCGUAUCCUCGUCAAGAAGGACGAGCUUACCCUCGAAGGUAUCAAGCAGUUCUACAUUGCUGUCGAGAAGGAGGACUGGAAGCUCGAUACUCUGUCCGACUUGUACGAGACCGUUACCAUCACUCAAGCUGUCAUCUUCUGCAACACCCGCAGGAAGGUCGAUUGGCUCACCGACAAGCUCACUGCCCGUGACUUCACGGUCUCGGCCAUGCACGGUGACAUGGACCAGGCCCAGCGUGAUGUCAUCAUGAAGGAGUUCCGUUCCGGAUCUUCUCGUGUCCUCAUUGCCACUGACCUUCUGGCCCGUGGUAUCGAUGUCCAGCAGGUCUCCCUGGUCAUCAACUACGACUUGCCCGCCAACCGCGAGAACUACAUCCACCGCAUCGGUCGUGGUGGACGUUUCGGACGUAAGGGUGUUGCCAUCAACUUCGUCACCGCCGACGAUGUCCGCAUGAUGCGCGAAAUCGAGCAGUUCUACAGCACACAGAUCGAGGAGAUGCCCAUGAACGUGGCUGACCUCAUCUAAGAAGUGGUGCUCUGCUAUCUUCUCAUCGCCGCCUCACUCUGCCCACUAACGCUUCAGCGGUGCAUUGGAUAGAGGCGGUGGUCUUCUAAUACGAGCUCCCUGCACGGCCAGGGGUGCUCUCUGUUUGGUCCGGUUCAAAAGUGGUUCGAGGUAGGACGAGUAAUCGUCUAUACAUCGCGGCAUCUUGGCGUUGGUCUCUCAUGUGCGAAAUGAUUUCCCUAAAAGAAUGUCUGCAUAUGAUAGACUUACGGUGCGUAGUUGACGGAUGGGUCCUGUUUUGCAAUUUCAUGCUACUUUCCUAUGUCCUCAAGGAUCUGCUGCACGUCGUCAACGCAUGCUCACGCGGUGGGAUAUGUAGCACUUCACCAUGGCCACGCAUGUCGAUGAUAACGAUCGGGAGUUUCCUUUCAUAUAGAGAUGCGAUUCAAUUGCAUGGAAGUUACUUAA
This is a messenger RNA of Alternaria rosae, 1855 nucleotides long. RefSeq names its product ATP-dependent RNA helicase eIF4A. The transcript is spliced from 4 exons. Gene Ontology annotation, molecular function: RNA helicase activity; ATP binding; RNA binding. Bases 218 to 1408 code for a protein of 396 amino acids. The record is from RefSeq and is a predicted model, not a curated record. NCBI's taxonomy places the organism in Eukaryota, Fungi, Ascomycota, Dothideomycetes, Pleosporales, Pleosporaceae.